GCAAUACUAGAACUAGCAAACAAACAAUGUCUACGACUAACCUCAGACCGAUCCGCGCCUGUCUCUUUGACAUGGACGGUCUCCUCCUAAACACGGAAAAUCUCUACACAAAGGUCACGAACAUGAUCCUAGCGGAAAGUGGACGUCCGGCCAUGCCUUGGAGUAUAAAGGCUCAACUUCAGGGAAGACCAGGACCAAUAGCGACAAGCAUAUUCUUCGAAUGGGCCCAAUUAAAAAUCUCCCGCGAGGAAUUCAUCCGGCGCCGCUCGGAACUCCAUACUGAAUUCUUCCCCUCCUGCGGCCCGCUUCCGGGAGCCCCGGAACUUCUAGAAGCCCUCUCCACAGCAACUACCCCCUCAGGCUUACCCAUUGAAGUGGCGCUCGCAACGUCCAGCACAGCUGACUCCUUCGAGCUAAAGACAGCACACCUACAAGACCUCUUCAAGUACUUCCCCAAAGACCAAAAAAUCCUCGGUGAUGACCCACGAAUCCUGCACGGUCGCGGGAAGCCAGCGCCCGACAUAUACCUUGUCGCGCUAGAGAGCAUAAACGCUCGCUUACGUAGCGAAGGUAAGACAGAGGUUCUACCGGACGAGUGCCUGGUUUUCGAGGACGCUGUUCCGGGAGUUGAGGCUGGGAGGAGAGCCGGUAUGCGCGUGGUCUGGAUACCGCAGGAAGAGCUCAGGAGGGAGUUUGCUGGUAAGGAAGAGGAGAUAUUGGCCGGCAUUCCGACGGUCAGUGGCGCUGAAGGGGAGGUCGUUGAGGAGGAUAGGAAGGUGGGAAAAGUGGGCGAUGGGUGGGGCGAGUUGAGGGAGAGCAUUAUCGGGUUCGAUUACGCGAGGUAUGGUAUUCGAGUAAAAGAAUACCGGUAGAAGUGGACGGACGGAGGUGGGUAUCCAAACAGAGUAGAUUAGAUUUGAGAGUUGCCACUAGAAUAGAUGGCUCGGACACCA
Molecule: messenger RNA, 953 nt
Organism: Tuber melanosporum (Perigord truffle)
Lineage: Eukaryota; Fungi; Ascomycota; Pezizomycetes; Pezizales; Tuberaceae
Exons: 3
Coding region: 72-872 (266 amino acids)
Molecular function (GO): phosphatase activity
Source: RefSeq, a predicted model, not a curated record